AUGGGAGCACUAAGGUCCGUAGGACCGGGUUUUGCGUCUCAGGACGUCACGUUCGAUGAGUCGGUUCCCUUUUACCGUCUCUUCCCCUACCGCACUGCCCCUCUCCCUCCCCCGCCGCUCUUCCUCGCUCCGGGUGCUCCCCAGGUAGACCCCCUCUCCGCUCCCGGUCCUGCUCCUUCAGGUGUGUCUCAGGUAGACCCUCCUCCCUUCCCUGCGCCGGUCGAGGUCACUGGUGACUCAGGUCCUACUGGGGGUGGUCCUGCUCGGGGUGCUACUUCUGGGGGUGCUGAGCCUGGGGGUGCGGAGCUUGAGAGUGUGGAGCCUGGAGGUGCUGAGCCUGCGUGUGAGGGGUCUGGAGGUGCUGGAGCUAGUGGUUCUGGGGCUGCUGAGGGUGCGGGCGCUGGAGGUUCUGGAGCUGCUGGAGGUCCUGGUGCUGGUGGCGCUGGAGCUGGUGGUUCUGGGGCUGCUGAGGGUGCGAGCGCUGGAGGUUCUGGAGCUGCUGGAGGUCCUGGUGCUGGUGGCGCUGGAGCUGCUGAGGGUGCUGGCGCUGAGGGUUCAGAGUCUGCUGUUGCGCGGUCUCCUUGGAGUAGCCGCCUUCGUCCACGUGUGCCUCUCACCUCACAGCAGCUGCACGACUGGUACGGUCGCCGUCAGGGUCGCGCUGCUGGAGCCCGGGGCUCUACUGCUGGAGGUACUUCUGCUGACGUCCCUGGAGCUAGGAGUGGUGCUGGUACUUUGUCUACUGGAGGUGCUGGAGUCGCUGGUCCCGGAGGUGCUCGUACUGGAGGUACUGGAGCUGCUGGGGCUGAGGGUGCUGCGUCUGGAGGUGCUGCUGCUGGAGACACUGCGGCUGGAGACCCUGGGACUGGAGGUGCUGGUUCUGGGGGUGCUGCUGCUGGAGACGUGGAGGCUGGAGACCCUGGGACUGGAGGUGCUGGUUCUGGGGGUGCUGCUGCUGGAGGCACUGGGGUUGGAGACCCUGGGCCUGGAGGUGUCGGUUCUGCUGCUGGAGGUGCUGGAGCUGCUGGAGGUACUGGAGCUGCUGGAGCUGCCGACAGGUAG
Closterium sp. Yama58-4 is the source of this 1062-nucleotide messenger RNA. Lineage: Eukaryota; Viridiplantae; Streptophyta; Zygnematophyceae; Desmidiales; Closteriaceae. The record is from the annotation of a GenBank genome assembly.